CAAAAUGAGUUUGGAAACUCUUCCUGAAGAAAUAUUAAUUAUAAUAAUCAGACUGCUGGACACUAUAUCUCAAUUAAAUUUGUACAAUGCCAACAGUAAGCCUAUCAGAAACAUUCUCUGCAUGCCAGGAGUUAUCAAACAGUGUAAUUUCUCAAUGAAUUCACUAGCAACAGUUAAGACACUGAAUUUAGAUUUUGUCAAGGAUAUUUCUAGAAACUUACAAGAGUUAAACUUGUGCGGUGUACCUAAUAUGAAUAAAACUGCACUGGUAUUAGCUUUGAACAGAAUGAAAAACUUAAAAACAUUAGAUGUUUCCUACACAAACAUUAAUGUUUUGGACUUACCAACCAUAUAUGAUGUAUGCUCCACUAUAAAGAAUGUAGCUAUUGAUUUUCAUGUACCUAAUACAUUGCCUGAUGAGACAAUAGCAAGAUUUCGAAAAAUGUUUCAAAAGAUGGAAAAAGUCCUCUUUGUAGGAAGCCUUGCGAAUUUAUUGUUCUGUAGUGUCCCACUAAUUAUGUUACAAGGCAUACACUUAGAUGUGAUACAUUUUACGGUUGCUAAGCUCGAUAAAAAUUUUCCUGCAUUCCCAAAUUUUGCGGAGUGUGUACCACUCCACUUCAAUCAUUUUUGUGUGUGUUAUUUGAAUUGGGUGUUUCCUUCUGUGUACCGGCAAAAUCCAUUUUCGAAGUUUACAUUUAAUUAUAAAUUCAAAUAUGCUUUUAUUGUGAUUGCAUUCGAAUUAGGCUCAUGCAGAGUUAUUUGCUCUGACAUUUUUAAAGAAUUUUUCCAAGAAAAAUUUGGCAUUGAGGCUGACCCAGAAAGUAAAUUUGAACCUGAUAUUAUAACUCAUCCAGUUGGAAAGCACACAAAUCUUAUAUUGAUGAUGUGGAACAUGGAAACAACACAAUUUGAUAACACAUUCUAUCGGAAAUUGUUUCUAAGAGUUGUUGAUUGUUUCCCUUGUGAAGAAAAGCAAUCUGAAUCUGAGUUAAGAAAUUGGUUCUUAAUAAAAGAAAUAGAAUAUGAAAUUUCAGAUCGCCCUUCUGAUUUAAUGUCUCCGCCUAUGUUUAAAAAACGUAGGGUUGCACUAGAAAGUGUGCCUUUAGUUUUUGAUGAUGAGUUUAAAGAGUACAAGAGUGUACAGUUGUCUUUUGACUUCAGUAGUUGUCAAAUACACAAUCCCGUGUCACUACCUAUAACAUCCGAUUAUCUUCGUAAGGUAACUUACAUGAGUUUGACAGGUUUUGUGCGUUAUACAAGAGGAUUUUUUAACGUUUUGUUUCGUAAUUGCACCAGUUUAGUCACUUUAAACGUUGAAGCGUCUCCUGUGUCCUCUUGUGCCCCUCUCAUUUCGAGGUCCAUACCAAUCAGUCGAAGUUUGAAAAACUUUCGUCUUGUUGACAAAGUAAUAGACUUCAAAACUCUGUUUCCUUCUUUGAGUCAAUGCAAACAUCUGGAAAACGUUCACAUUCAGGAUGUAUGUAUCGUGACAAGUGGCUUUAUGAGUCCAGAAACAAUUUUUGAAAAUUGCCGAAAUCUGUACUAUAUGUCUCUCCGCAUAUCUUUGGCUGUAACAGCGGUGAAAAAAGUGAAUGCCAUUGUAAAUAAAGCUAAGGCGAAAUGCGGUCGAAGUUAUUUGCGAUUUGAAUUAUAUAAUAAUUUAACAUAUAAAGAUGUAAGAUACAAUUACGACCCUUUUCUUAGUGUUUUUAAAUUGAAUCCAAUAAAACAAGUGUAAAGUUACUAAUUCCUACAUA
Messenger RNA from Hyposmocoma kahamanoa, 1760 nucleotides. RefSeq lists its product as uncharacterized. The coding region runs from base 5 to 1741 and encodes 578 amino acids. The transcript has a single exon. Lineage: Eukaryota; Metazoa; Arthropoda; Insecta; Lepidoptera; Cosmopterigidae. The record is from RefSeq and is a predicted model, not a curated record.